GGGGAGGGGAAAAGGGCGGAGGAUGGAGACGGGGAGGGACCAGGAUCCCUGGUACAGGCCAGGACUUGCCAGUCGUCGACAUGAGCUCCGGGGAGGAAGACGGGCGGAGAAAUCCGGAGAGGGACUCGCAGCUCCAGGUUACCACCAAAGAACAUGAUUUUGGUCUAGGGGCUCCAGUUUCUGAAGCUGAAAAAUACCAGAAUACUCUGCAGCUAGAACAAGAAGUGAGAAAUCAAGAUAAAUUCAUCUCUGCACUGAAAUUACAGAUUGAAGAUCUCAAACAGACAAAUCAUGGCUUGGAAGAAUAUGUUAGGAAACUCUUGGAUAGUAAGGAGGUGGUAAGCAGUCAAGUAGAUGAUUUAACCAGCCACAAUGAGCAUCUUUGUAAAGAAUUGAUUAAAAUUGACCAACUAGCAGAGCAACUAGAAAAAGAGAAAAAUUUUGUUGUGGAUACCGCUGACAAAGAACUUGAAGAAGCAAAGAUUGAACUCAUUUGCCAACAAAAUAAUAUAAUAGUAUUAGAAGAUACAAUAAAAAGGCUUAGAUCUAUAAUUUUAGAGACUGAAAAAGCACAAAAUAAAUCUCCUUCCAGACUUGAUUCCUUUGUCAAGACUUUAGAAGCAGACAGAGAUUACUACAAGAGUGAAGCUCAAAAUUUGAGAAAGAUGAUCAGAAGUAGAUCUAAAAGUCCAAGACGCCCAUCUCCAUCUUCCCGGGGUACAAACUGUGAUGUAGAGCUUUUGAAGACAACAAGAGACCGUGAAGAACUAAAAUGCAUGCUGGAAAAAUAUGAGCGUCAUUUGGCAGAAAUUCAGGGUAAUGUCAAGGUUCUUACAUCUGAGAGAGACAAGACCUUUCUUCUUUAUGAACAGGCACAGGAAGAAAUUGCCCGACUUCGAAGAGAAAUGAUGAAAAACUGUAAGUCUCCUAAAUCAACAACAGCACAUGCCAUCCUCCGGCGGGUGGAGACUGAAAGAGAUGUGGCCUUCACUGAUUUACGAAGAAUGACCACAGAACGAGAUAGCCUGAGGGAAAGGCUAAAGAUUGCCCAAGAGACAGCAUUUAAUGAGAAGGCUCAUUUGGAACAAAGGAUAGAAGAGCUGGAGUGUACAGUUCAUAAUCUUGAUGAUGAACGUAUGGAGCAAAUGUCAAAUAUGACUUUGAUGAAGGAAACCAUAACCACUGUGGAAAAAGAAAUGAAAUCACUAGCAAGAAAGGCAAUGGAUACUGAAAGUGAACUUGGCAGACAAAAGGCAGAGAAUAAUUCUUUGAGACUUUUAUAUGAAAACACAGAAAAAGAUCUUUCUGAUACUCAGCGACAUCUUGCUAAGAAAAAGUAUGAGCUACAGCUUACUCAGGAGAAAAUUAUGUGCUUGGAUGAGAAAAUUGACAAUUUUACCAGGCAAAGUAUUGCCCAGAGAGAAGAAAUCAGCAUUCUUGGUGCAACCCUCAACGAUCUGGCUAAAGAAAAGGAAUGCCUGCAAGCAUGUUUGGAUAAAAAAUCUGAGAAUAUUGCAUCCCUUGGAGAGAGUUUGGCAAUGAAAGAAAAGACCAUUUCAGGCAUGAAGAAUAUCAUUGCUGAGAUGGAACAGGCAUCAAGACAGUCUACUGAAGCCCUAAUUAUGUGUGAACAAGACAUUUCCAGAAUGCGUCGGCAAUUGGAUGAAACAAAUGAUGAGCUGGCUCAGAUUGCCAGGGAAAGAGAUCUCUUGGCUCAUGAGAAUGACGGUCUCCAAGAACAGUUUUCUAAAGCUAAACAAGAAAACCAGGCCCUGUCUAAAAAAUUGAAUGAUACGCACAAUGAACUUAAUGACAUAAAACAGAAGGUCCAAGAUACUAAUUUGGAGGUUAACAAGCUGAAGAAUAUAUUAAAAUCUGAAGAAUCUGAGAACCGGCAAAUGAUGGACCAACUCCGAAAAGCCAAUGAAGAUGCUGAAAACUGGGAAAAUAAGGCCCGUCAAGCAGAAGCAGAUAACAAUACCCUCAAAUUAGAACUUAUCACUGCUGAGGCAGAGGGUAACAGAUUAAAAGAAAAGGUAGAUUCUCUCAACAGAGAAGUUGAGCAGCACUUAAAUGCCGAAAGGUCUUAUAAGUCCCAGAUUUCUACCUUACACAAAUCUGUUGUAAAGAUGGAAGAGGAACUUCAGAAGGUUCAGUUUGAAAAAGUGUCUGCCCUUGCAGAUUUAUCUUCCACAAGGGAACUUUGUAUUAAACUUGACUCAAGCAAAGAACUUCUUAAUCGACAGCUGGUUGCCAAAGAUCAAGAAAUAGAAAUGAUGGAGAAUGAGUUAGAUUCUGCUCGCUCUGAAAUAGAACUCCUCAGGAGUCAGAUGACAAAUGAGAGAAUCUCCAUGCAGAAUCUAGAAGCUUUGCUGGUGGCCAAUCGAGACAAAGAAUAUCAGUCUCAGAUAGCGCUUCAAGAAAAAGAAUCUGAAAUUCAGCUUCUUAAAGAACACCUUUGUUUGGCAGAAAAUAAAAUGGCCAUCCAGAGUAGAGAUGUGGCCCAGUUCAGAAAUGUUGUAACACAGUUGGAAGCUGAUUUAGACAUUACCAAACGACAACUAGGGACGGAGCGCUUUGAAAGGGAAAGGGCUGUACAAGAACUUCGCCGCCAGAAUUACUCAAGUAAUGCUUAUCAUAUGAGUUCUACAAUAAAGCCAAAUACAAAAUGUCAUUCACCAGAACGUGCUCACCAUCGAUCUCCUGACCGAGGCCUAGAUCGAUCAUUAGAAGAGAAUCUUUGCUAUAGAGAUUUCUGACACAGGAAAAGAUUCUUCACAUCCUUGGGAAAGGUCAAAGUUACAAACUGAUUUUUUUUUUUUU
Molecule: messenger RNA, 2823 nt
Organism: Lutra lutra (Eurasian river otter)
Lineage: Eukaryota; Metazoa; Chordata; Mammalia; Carnivora; Mustelidae
Gene: TSGA10
Product: testis specific 10
Exons: 20
Coding region: 81-2759 (892 amino acids)
Source: RefSeq, a predicted model, not a curated record